Messenger RNA from Planococcus citri (citrus mealybug), 1295 nucleotides. RefSeq lists its product as uncharacterized. The record is from RefSeq and is a predicted model, not a curated record. The transcript has 5 exons. NCBI's taxonomy places the organism in Eukaryota, Metazoa, Arthropoda, Insecta, Hemiptera, Pseudococcidae. Bases 258 to 1124 code for a protein of 288 amino acids. Gene Ontology annotation, molecular function: acyltransferase activity, transferring groups other than amino-acyl groups.
UUGAGAUUACUUUGCUACACAUACUUAUACCUACAUCAAGGGGUGUGUAUUCUAAUAAUUUUUUCGGUUCUUUGAUGAACACUUAACGUAAUACUGUCGUGUCGGUGCAAUCUAUACUAUUAUAUGAAAUUUUAAGUACCAGUCGAAUUUGCUGAUUUGGUUCCGUGAUUUUAAAUUCAAAAUUACCUAAAAAAGUUGAUGAAAAUUAUUAUAAUAAACUUCACAUUGAAAAAAUCGAAAUAUUUACCAAAGUCAAAAUGCUGAUUGAUAUACCCGCUGAGGAAGUCUCUAAUUUCCUCCAAGUCCUUAAAAAAGAACUACCUUAUUCAUUGUUUGCAAUAAACUACAUCGAAACUUGUAACAAAUGGAAGCAAAAAAAUGACCAAUUGGAAAUAUCCUUGUUGUACACCGAAAGCAGCAUGAAAACUGGCGUGUUCGUUGGAAUUCUAAAAUCAGGUUGUAACGGAAUAUCAGCUACUUUCUACGCAUUCGAUAAUUAUAGCAAUGAUUUAGAAAUAUCCCUGCAAAAAGUACCAAUACAUUGGUCAAAUGUGACACGAUUCGAAGGAAUUGUCGGCAAACAUACUCAAAUUGCUGAAAAGCUGAUAUCCGACUAUGGCAUAGAAAUGGAGUCCUUUCUUCUCACCAUUGUCUCGUUACCUAAAGAGGAUGCUUUGAAGCUUGAAGUAACAUGCCCUGAUCGAGUUGAAUUUGCACCAUUAAACGAUCAACACGCCAAUGAAAUUCAUAAUUUAUGGGGACUGAAAUACGACUAUAGCGUCGACGCCUUAAAAUACAGCAUACGUUAUAACAACGAAGCGGCUUACGGAGUAUUCUGUAAAACAUCAGGCGAGCUGUUAAGUAGAUGCAUCAGAUCGCAUACUGGCUUUCUGGGAGCUUUGCAAACUGUGAAAAGUGCCCAAAAUAAAGGAUAUGCCAAACUAUUACUGAAAUAUAUUGCGAAGAGACUUGCUGAAAAGGAUAUAUUACCUUGUGGUUUUAUCGAAGAUGAUAAUUUUGCUUCAUUACAUGUAUUCCGUUCAUUAGGAUUCAAGGAUAUGUGCAAAAUGAAGAAUUAUACCGCUCACAAAAAUGAUACACAUUCUUGUAAAAUGAUUAAUUAACUAGCUACCUUAUUAUAUACAUACAAUGAUUAAAAUAAUGCGAAAUUUGAAUUACCUACCUGUAUAAGUAUUUAAGUAUUGUUCUUGUUUUUUAUUUUUUUAUUUUCCCCUAAUUUUGUCCCCAGACGGUGCCUACCUUACCAUCCAGCAAUAGUAAAAUUUAGUGAAGUA